Messenger RNA from Cavia porcellus (domestic guinea pig), 2374 nucleotides. It is a transcript of the gene Nae1, whose product is annotated as NEDD8 activating enzyme E1 subunit 1. Gene Ontology annotation, biological process: protein neddylation. The transcript has 22 exons. Bases 751 to 2241 code for a protein of 496 amino acids. NCBI's taxonomy places the organism in Eukaryota, Metazoa, Chordata, Mammalia, Rodentia, Caviidae. Gene Ontology annotation, cellular component: cytoplasm. The record is from RefSeq and is a predicted model, not a curated record. Gene Ontology annotation, molecular function: NEDD8 activating enzyme activity.
GACAGAGGCCCACUCAUCCCCAUCGCACAGGUGGGUAAACUGAGGGUUUGAGAGAGAACAAUUUUCACAAUCAUUAAGUGAUUAAAGUCCAGGCCUGAUUCUGAAGUCUGAAUUCCCCACAAUCACCGCAUGAACAGAGGAACUGACUGAUACACCAGCAGCGCUGAGACUCGGAGACCAGUCCACCAACUCCAGCCUGGUUCCAACGACAGGCAACAAGAGUAUGCCGGGAAUUACAGUGACGCGUGCGCAGUGCAGCGGCGUCCCCCAGCGGGCCGCCAGCAGCCGGCGGCAAGGGCCGCUCAGUGCGCCUGCGCGCGGCAACUAGUGGUGGCGGCUUUCGGCAGGCGGUUGUAGGUUCGCGGAGCAGGCGCAGCCAUGGCGCAGCCGGACAAGCUGCUUAAGGAACAGAAGUACGACCGACAGCUGAGCGCCCCCAGGCCAAGAGAAGUUAUAAAUUGUCCCUAAGGAUCCGAACUUCCACUUGCACCUACAGCCUGGGCGUCUUAGAGGAUUUAGAUGCUUAAUUCUCCAAGUUUCCUUGAGGGAUUCAAGUCCCAGGACCUUCUCACUGAGCUAUAGCCCCAGUCCAUUUUGAUUUUGAGAUUGGGUCUUGCAAAGUCAGUGCAUUACCCAGGCUGGGGUGCAAUUUAUAAUCCCCCUGCCUCACCCUUCCAGAGUGCUGGGAUCAUAGAUUGUGGGGUGAUCACGGACAAGAGGCUUUGGAAUCUGCUCAUGUUUGCCUGAUAAAUGCAACUGCUACAGGCACUGAAAUUCUUAAAAACUUGGUACUACCAGGUAUUGGAUCAUUUACAAUUAUUGAUAGAAAUCAGGUCAGCGGAGAAGAUGCUGGAAAUAAUUUUUUCCUUCAAAGGAGCAGUAUUGGCAAGAGCUGAAGCUGCUGUGGAGUUCUUACAAGAACUAAAUAAUGAUGUCUCUGGAAAUUUUGUGGAAGAGAGUCCAGAAAAUCUUCUAGACAGUGAUCCUUCAUUUUUCUGUAGGUUUACUGUUGUGGUUGCAACUCAGCUUCCUGAAAGUACAUUACUACGUUUAGCAGAUGUCCUCUGGAAUUCCCAAAUCCCUCUUUUGAUCUGUAGGACAUAUGGACUGGUUGGUUAUAUGAGGAUCAUUAUAAAAGAACAUCCAGUAAUAGAAUCUCAUCCAGAUAAUGCAUUAGAGGAUCUACGACUGGAUAAGCCAUUUCCUGAACUGAGAGAACAUUUUCAGUCUUAUGAUUUAGAUCAUAUGGAAAAAAAGGACCAUAGCCAUACGCCGUGGAUUGUGAUUGUAGCUAAAUAUUUAGCACAAUGGUAUAGUGAAACAAAUGGACGAAUUCCCAAAACCUAUAAAGAAAAAGAAGACUUCAGAGAUUUAAUUCGACAAGGAAUUUUGAAGAAUGAAAAUGGAAUGCCAGAAGAUGAAGAGAAUUUUGAAGAAGCUAUUAAAAAUGUGAACACUGCACUAAAUACAACUCAGAUUCCAAGCAAUAUUGAAGAUAUAUUUAAUGAUGAUUGCUGCAUAAAUAUCACAAAACAGACUCCACCAUUUUGGAUUUUAGCUCGUGCCUUAAAGGAAUUUGUAACCAAAGAAGGUCAAGGAAAUUUACCAGUUCGAGGCACAAUUCCUGAUAUGAUUGCAGAUUCAGGCAAAUAUAUAAAAUUACAAAAUGUUUACCGUGAAAAAGCAAAGAAAGAUGCUGCUGCUGUAGGUCAUCACGUUGCCAAAUUGUUACAGUCCAUUGGCCAGGCACCAGAAUCCAUUUCGGAGAAAGAAUUAAAAUUACUCUGCAGCAAUUCUGCAUUUCUUCGAGUGGUGAGAUGUCGUUCCUUAGCUGAAGAAUAUGGUGUGGAUACAAUGAACAAGGAUGAAAUUAUUUCCAGCAUGGACAAUCCAGAUAAUGAGAUAGUAUUAUAUUUAAUGUUACGGGCUGUUGAUAGAUUUUAUAAACAACAUGGUAGAUAUCCAGGAGUAUCUAACUAUCAAGUAGAAGAAGAUAUAGGAAAAUUGAAGUCUUGUCUCACUGGCUUUCUUCAGGAAUAUGGAUUAUCUGUAAUGGUGAAAGAUGAUUAUAUCCAUGAAUUUUGCCGAUAUGGAGCUGCUGAGCCACAUACCAUUGCUGCAUUCUUAGGGGGAGCUGCUGCUCAAGAAGUUAUUAAAAUAGUCACCAAGCAAUUUGUAAUUUUUAAUAAUACAUACAUUUAUAGUGGCAUGUCCCAAACUUCAGCAACUUACCAAUUAUAGAUUAAGCAUCCUGUAUACUGUUAAUGACUGAAAUUGUAAUUGUCUUCAGUAAAAUUACUGUACAGUUUAAUCUGUAAAAUUCUGCUGAAGAACACUGUUAAAUUGUUUCCUCAAUAAACUUUUUUUUUUCUCA